AACGAAAAAACACUAUUCGACUCUUCUUUUUGUAAUAAAAAUAAAAUAAAAAUCGGAGAGAUAUAUUUCAUCGGAAAUUAUUUGACGAUCAACAGAUUUGUUACCUGAAAACCUAGUGGAGACGAUCGAGUUAUGGCGGAUAUUUGUUACGAAGACGAGACGUCUGCUUGUGAAUCGAGACCGUCGUGGUCUAGCCGGAAGUGGAGGAUCGGUGUUCAGCGAUUCAGGAUGUCUCCGUCGGAGAUGAAUCCCACGGCUUCGACGGCGGCAGAGGAGGAGGAGGAGAAAUCUCAGGGGAUUUAUAACAAGCGAAAUAAACAAGAAGAGUACGAUUUUAUGAACUGUGCAUCAUCAUCACCACCACCUUCUCAAAGCUCUCCUGAAGAGAGUGUAUCACUUGAAGAGAGUGACGUCUCCGUCUCCGAUGGAAAUUCAUCGGUUAAUGAUAUUACAGUUAUUCCUUCUAAGAAGACGACGGUUAAAGAGACGGAUAUGAGGCCGAUAUACGGCUUCGCAUCGGUGUGCGGGAGAAGAAGAGAUAUGGAAGAUGCGGUGGCGAUUCAUCCGUCUUUUGUACGGAAACAAACGGAGUUUUCUCGAACAAGAUGGCAUUAUUUUGGUGUUUACGACGGCCAUGGCUGUUCUCACGUUGCGUUGAGGUGUAAAGAGAGACUUCACGAGUUAGUUCAAGAAGAAGCUCUCUCGGAUAAGAAAGAAGAAUGGAAGAAGACGAUGGAGCGUAGCUUCACGCGCUUGGACAAGGAGGUUGUUCGUUGGGGUGAAACUGUGAUGAGUGCUAAUUGCAGAUGUGAGCUUCAAACUCCUGACUGUGACGCCGUUGGAUCCACCGCAGUUGUUUCCGUCAUUACGCCGGAGAAGAUUAUUGUUGCGAAUUGUGGUGACUCAAGAGCAGUUCUUUGUAGGAAUGGUAAAGCAGUGCCUCUUUCCAUAGAUCACAAGCCGGAUCGUCCGGAUGAGCUGGAUCGAAUCCAAGAAGCAGGAGGACGAGUGAUAUACUGGGACGAAGAAGUGGACAUGGAAGACGGCGAGGAGAAACUCAAACACAAACUCCGGGGAGGAGGAGUGAAGAAGAAGGGAAAGAAGAGGAGGAGAAAGUGGUGGGGUCAAGAAAGAACGGGAAGAAAGGAGAGAUCACGGACAAAGCAUGUACGGAGGCGUCAGUAUUACUGACGAAGCUGGCGUUGGCAAAACACAGUAGUGACAACGUAAGCGUCGUUGUUAUUAAUCUCAGAAGAAGAAGAAAGAGACACGUUGCUUGACACUAAUCUCAUCAUCACUCUUACUCCACCGUUUUUUGUUUGUUUAAAAGUGAUUCUUUUUCCUUGGGACGUAGGUAGCUCAGAU
This is a messenger RNA of Arabidopsis arenosa, 1365 nucleotides long. The record is from the annotation of a GenBank genome assembly. NCBI's taxonomy places the organism in Eukaryota, Viridiplantae, Streptophyta, Magnoliopsida, Brassicales, Brassicaceae.